CGUCUACAAAAGUCAUGAAUGAACAACAAAACGAACUCAGCUUAGUCUAAAUCGUCAACUCAUCUUCUCUCUGCAACUUCAUUGAUUGAUUUUCCUCUUCACUCAAACAAUCUACCUCCAUAGAUCUUUCUCUCAAAUUCUCAAUCCCUUUCAGUUCCAUCUUCAACAACUGUUUCUUCAAUCCCCCACAUUCUCCAUUGUCAUCCAUUGAUUGUUUAACUUUACAAAAUGAGCAAAGUUUCCAUUCUCAUUUACAUUACAGUAUCCAUUCUUCUUCUCCUUCUCGUUUCUCACUCCCCUAAUAAAACCCCUAAUCACCGCCAUCGCCGCCUCAAGCUUCGCUCCAAUUUCACUUUUGCCCCUUCCCACCACCAUCACGAACCUGUGCCGUUUGACCCUCUUGUCGCUGACAUUGAGCGCCGCCGUGAAGACCGGCAAUGGGAGAAGCAAUAUGUAGAACAACAUUAUCCGAAGAUGGCGGCGCGUUUGAUGGAACCGGCACCUGGCGAAGAAUCGCAACCCGAGUGGGAGGAUUUCGCGGAUGCUGAGGAUUAUCUUAAUGAUGAUAAUAGGUUUAAUGUGACUGAUCGGCUCACGUUGCUGUUCCCGAAGAUUGAUGUUCACCCAGUUGAUGGAUUUGUCACUGUGGAUGAAUUGACUGAAUGGAAUUUGCAGCAGGCUCAGAGGGAAACUUUGCAUAGGACUCAAAGGGAGUUGGAGACACAUGAUAAGAAUCAUGAUGGGGUUGUUUCGUUUUCAGAGUACGAGCCUCCCAGUUGGGUUCGCAAUUCAGAUAAUAAUUCCUUUGGCUACGAUAUGGGUUGGUGGAAAUUUGAACAUUUUAACGCGUCAGAUGUGGAUGGAGAUGGCCUUUUGAAUUUGACCGAGUUCAACGACUUUCUGCACCCAGCUGACAGCAAAAAUCCAAAGCUACUUCAUUGGCUAUGUGAGGAAGAAAUACGGGAGAGAGAUUCAGACAAGGAUGGAAAGAUUAACUUCAACGAGUUUUUCCAUGGACUUUUUGACAUGGUGAGAAAUUAUGAUGAGAAUCACAAUUCUUCACAUCAUUCUGAAGAAUCCAGAGACGGCCUUGCUAGAAACUUGUUUGCGGUGCUAGAUAAAGAUAAUGACGGUCACCUGUCUGAUGAAGAGCUGUUACCUAUAAUUGGAAAAAUCCACCCAUCAGAGCAUUACUACGCAAAACAACAAGCAGAAUAUAUCAUACAGCAGGCGGAUGCAGAUAAAGAUGGACGCCUCACCUUGACAGAAAUGAUCGAUCAUCCUUACGUAUUUUACAGUGCCAUUUUCAACGAAGACGACGAGGAUGAUUAUGAUUUCCACGACGAGUUUCGUUAAGUUCGUUCAAGAAUUGUAGAAUAGUUGUUAGGUUAGCAGUAGAAGAAAACCGAGUUUUUUGCAACAUGGGAUCAGGAUACAGAGUUUGAAGUCCUAGGCAACAACUUUGAGGAGAGCUCUAACAUGGUGGUCAGAACUGGUUUAAUCUUCUUCAGCCAUGGCUUGCCCAUAUUGUAUCCUCUUUUUGUAGAAUAUAAAACCCUCAUCUUGUCUAAGAUAACAAUGAUUUCACACCUUAGAUCAUAGACAUUUAUUUAAUUUGGUUGCAAAUAUUUAUUAAGUUUGGUGUCCUUGGUAUAGAAUUAUCAUAUUGUUAUUUGUUACUAAUUUAUUUUUCCUGGAUAAAAAAUUAUCAAUUAUUAUUCAAUGUUAUAUUUAUCUUUUGAAGUA
This is a messenger RNA of Benincasa hispida (wax gourd), 1746 nucleotides long. RefSeq lists its product as uncharacterized. The record is from RefSeq and is a predicted model, not a curated record. Gene Ontology annotation, molecular function: calcium ion binding. Gene Ontology annotation, cellular component: endoplasmic reticulum. Lineage: Eukaryota; Viridiplantae; Streptophyta; Magnoliopsida; Cucurbitales; Cucurbitaceae.